AAGACUCUGAGGCUCCCUCUCUGCUCCAAUAGACAGGAGGGACUUAGGGCUGGAUAAUCGUCAAAUUCUUACCUCGCCCUUUCACUGCGAGGGGGAUCAGAUUGCAUUUCUUUCUGUAUUCUCUGCUUCCCAGUUUCUUGAUCUGUUUAAAGGAAGUAGAGAAAAUAAAUCCUCUCUUUAGUACCUCGAAGGAAAACAACCUCAACGCCGCUUUGAAAAAAACAAUCUUUCCAAGAACUUUCUUCAGAGAUUUUACUCAGUUGAUUUAUACCAUGAAGAAAGAACAUGUUUUUUGGGCUUCUCUGCUGCUCAGUCUUGCCCCUGCCCCUCUUAGAGCUGAUCCUGAGGAAGGUGAAGAACAUGCGAAUCUCACAGAUAUCAAGUUGCCACCACUGAAACCUAUGCAUUCAUUUUGUGCAUUGAAGGCAGAUGAUGGCCCGUGCAAAGCAAUGAUGAAGAGAUUUUUCUUCAAUAUUUUCACUCAACAGUGUGAAGAAUUUGUAUACGGGGGAUGUGAAGGAAAUCAGAAUCGAUUUGACAGUCUGGAAGAGUGCAAAAAAACAUGUGUAAGAGAUUAUCUAAAGAAGAUUACAAAGACAACAUUGAUCAAAGAAAAGCCAGAUUUCUGCUUUUUGGAGGAAGAUGCUGGAAUUUGUCGAGGUUACAUUACCAGGUAUUUUUAUAAUAAUCAGUCAAAACAAUGUGAACGUUUCAAGUACGGCGGAUGCCUGGGCAACCAAAACAACUUUGAAACAUUGGAAGAAUGCAAGAAUACCUGUGAGGUGAAUGAUUUCCAGGUAGAUGAUUAUAGAACCCAGGUUAAUACUGUACAUAACAACUCCUUGACUCCUCAACCAACCAGCUUAUUUGUUACAAAAGAAGGAACAAAUGAUGGUUGGAAGAAUGCUGAUCACAUGUACCAAGUCUUUCUGCACGCCCUCUGCAUUCACGCAUCCAUGUUCUUUUUAGGGUUGGAUAGCAUUUUAUGCACAUGUUAACAUUUGUGCUUUGGAGAUAGCCUUAAUGUUUAUAUGUCUAUGUAUUGCAUUCAACAGCGUGACGUUAAUAAAGUUUCAAUAUUUACAUGUAUAUUUAAUAUAGUCUCACUACAUCUCACUCUUAAAUGUUUAACUACCAAAGAAAGACUAAUGUUCUCAGUGUUUUUAAACAUUGUCCGGCUGGAAGAGGUGUUACGCUCAGAAAAGACUUAAGUGACAACCAAACAGCAUCGCGAAUACAGUCCAUUUCCAGAUCUGCAAGAGAAUGGUGUCACCUAUUUGGCCUCUUUUUUGAGAUGAUUACAUGCAGAGGAAUAUUGCAACUAUGGAAAUGUGAAAAGAAAAUGUCCCCGAUCAACUAAAGAGUUCACAUUCUGCUUCAGACCAUAGUGAAUCACAAGUACUGUGGACAAUUCUAAAAUACCUCACUUCAUCCAUAUUCCACUUCCAUAGUUCUAAAAAUGUAUCUUGCCUUUCAUCAUGUGGUCUCAGACCAAGAGGCACAAAAACAUCCCCUGUAAUCUAAAUAUGCCUGCCUAGUACAUCUGGAGCAUCCUCAGCUGAUUUCCUCACAAGCUGGCUUUCCAAAUAUAGAUAAGAGCUUUUGGAGAGCAUCCAUCAAGCCUUCUACUUCCUGACAGGAGUGCUGCUGAGGAACAAAAAUGUGGCGCUUCACCUCUGCCAAAACUGCUGCCAUCCAAACGCAGUCACCCUAGCCGACCACUGCCUACCUUCCUAAUCCUGUUCUUCCUGGACCAGUUCUAGUCUUAACAAAGAUCAUUUUUUUCCUUGGUUAUUAAGAGUCCUCCAGAGAAAUAUUUCUCCAACUUGAAUAACACACAGAUGCUGGGGUUUGUUGUUGUUUGUUUUAUUUUCG
This is a messenger RNA of Otolemur garnettii (small-eared galago), 1875 nucleotides long. RefSeq names its product tissue factor pathway inhibitor (gene TFPI). Gene Ontology annotation, molecular function: serine-type endopeptidase inhibitor activity. Gene Ontology annotation, biological process: negative regulation of peptidase activity. Gene Ontology annotation, cellular component: extracellular region. The transcript has 7 exons. Bases 273 to 998 code for a protein of 241 amino acids. The record is from RefSeq and is a predicted model, not a curated record. NCBI's taxonomy places the organism in Eukaryota, Metazoa, Chordata, Mammalia, Primates, Galagidae.